Hylaeus anthracinus is the source of this 4709-nucleotide messenger RNA. RefSeq lists its product as uncharacterized. NCBI's taxonomy places the organism in Eukaryota, Metazoa, Arthropoda, Insecta, Hymenoptera, Colletidae. Gene Ontology annotation, molecular function: protein-L-histidine N-pros-methyltransferase activity. The record is from RefSeq and is a predicted model, not a curated record. Bases 154 to 576 code for a protein of 140 amino acids. The transcript is spliced from 3 exons.
AUGGCCACGUGCUAGACGUGUUUACGCGAACUGCGUCACCUUUCGUAUUUUUCUUAUUUAUAUUACGAAGUGUUUACCGUGAGAUUACGGCGCCCAGUUUCAUGAGAAACACGCGCGAUAAGUGAUAGUCGUUAAACGUGCUUCACGGCGGACAUGGCGGGCCUGGAUACGCCUAUUCCAAGGUGCACCUGCGACGUAAGGAAUGUGGUUACCUGUUCCGCUGUCAAUCGGGAUGCGCCCAUGGGUAGAAGCGUGAGAAGUUACCGUCCCCAUGGAAGCCUCGCCAGGGUCCUGUACGACAAGCAAAAGGCGGACGAGCAGCUCGAGACGUACGACAAAACUCAGUGGUACAGAGUAAACAGUACCAAAGUUCGAGAGGAUUUGGUCCGUUUAUGGAUUCCCCUAGGGACAGGUCCGCAGCGUGACCAACCUGACAAAACUGCCGAAAUCUUCCUAACGAAAUCCGCUGAGAAAUCGGACUCUAUACCGCUGCAAGCGUGGCAUUCUUUGGCGAGAUCUGCCUUGUCCUGGUUCAUCAGCCGCACGUCCAUAAAUGGGGUGGCAGACAUUGAUUGAGUACAGCCAAGGAAAGUAAUAUCUCUAGAAUUCACCGAGUCGAACUCGAAGAUUUUAAACGUAACGUUGGAUGCCACGAUAAUAGUUCACUGUUCUCCCAUACUUUGGUCGUUUUCGUGAUUAGAUAACGAGUAACAAUCGAAGUGCAUUUCGUGAGUAUGUUAAAGAUAAAACAGCUUAUCGUAAUCGUAGUCAGAGUUUGUAGCGAACUUGUAGUAAACACGUAAUGCUAGUCAAAGUAAUCCACUCUUACGAUAGAGACGUAAAGUGAAUAAUUAUCCCAAUUUUUAUUAAUUUCCGCCAUUAAUUCGUUAGUACCUCGCUUUAUAUGACACGCAACGCUAUUAGGUUAUUCCAUUUACGACGUAAACGAUACGUUUUAGCGAGUUUCACGCGUAGAAGCGACAAAACAUAUUCAUUUGCUAGAAACAUGAGUGCUAGAAAAGUGUAGUAUUGCUUGUUUAAAAAAUUUCAAAUGAAAACGAUGAAAGAGUGUAUUCGACAUGGUAGGUAUGCUACACGAAGUGAACUGUGUUUACUAUAAACACAUCAAACAUUAAUGUAAAUUCGAAACACCCAUGGAAUUGGCCGAAGACAUUUUAUAAACUAACCGAAGCAAACCUGUAGCGCAAUCGUUAAAUAACUGCCACGAAAAACUUAACCCGACUCGUUCUGCUAUCCAUUGUCAUUUGAGAAAUACUGAAAAGACUGUGAAUAUGCUCGAUGAGCACCGCACGAACUGUCAGCAGUCAGCCAUCAGCGAAAGAUGUAUGUUCGCUCGGUUCUCUUCAGUUUAAAAAAUGAACUGUUUCUGAACCGAAUUGAUACCAGGAAUGAAAAAUAAGUAUUAUACAGAGAACUUCUCUACGAAGAUCCAUUGAGAAGUUUCAUCCCAUGUCGACCUUAUUACAAACAGAAAGGUAAAUAAGUGAUUAGAGAACAAAAAUUUGGUUCUACGUGAGAUCUUGCUCCAAGUCACACCUCGAUAGUCUGCAAAGAAAAGAUGAGAAAUGAAUAUAAUAAGAGAAAAUGACCGAUACCGUACAUAGCAAUAUUAAAUUGCAAAAAGAGACGUGAAAAAAAAAAGAUUUGCACAAGAAUAAGCAAUACGAGUAAUCCGUUUAUCAUUUUGAAGAAGUUCGAAAAAUCGAUCUCGAACAGCCGAAGAUGUCGAACGUGUCCCGAGAAGGGGAAAGAAAGAUGACGUUGGAAAAAAGGAAGAGAAAGGUCAGGACAUCGCGUUGCUCGUUCAGAACGGCAAACGAAGGUAAAGAUGACUGGAUAGAUUCCUUAAGCGUUGCUCCAAUCAGAUCCCAUGUCACUCGGUUCAUUAAUCCAUUCAGGGUGGACUCUGAAAAGUCCCACGUUGUAUUACAGAGUUACACUCGUCCGAAUGUAACGACGUGAAUAUAUGUAUAAUGGCGUUCGGAACACGAAGAAUCUCGAGCGUGACGAGAUUCAAUCAAAUUAUAAUUGUACCGCGUCGAUGUACCUUUUAAAACGGUUCGCGUUGAAUCAAAGUUUGCAUCUAUAAAUACACGCUUGUUACUUUCUCGACGUAACUGUAUUAACACGUCGAAAGCCGGAUACACGCAUUGCUCGCAUAGCUCGUAGACUGACUCAUAGAUUUUGUCCACAUGUUCCUAGAUGUUGACUCGUAACACGUUAUCUCUUUACAUUUAAUUCUUUUUAUUAAACUUUCUCGUUUCUGUUGGAUAAACCUUUUUAAAAUCGGACUUCGCGUUAAUGUGUACGUAAUAUUAGAUACAAAUUUUGUUUAUCUCUGCAUGGGAUGUCCUAAUAGUUGCAGCUUUUCGAAUGCAAGUAUCUGAUGCGACCUAGAAAACAAUCCUGUAGGUAGCGAUUCGUAAAUUAUUUGGCUAAUUAUAUUUCCAUUAGGUUGUCCCGAAAGUUUCUUUCGCGAGUUGCACUCAAUUAUUUUAUGUGAUCGUGUUUCUAUAAAUAGACAAUCUAAUUUCAUAGAUAUUCAUGUUGUAACAGUAAUGGAGCAAAAUGAAUCGUGCAGAAUUCAGUAAUGUAACAUAAAACAUAAACUAUCGCGCAUGUAUUACUUAUUAAUAAAGCGAAAGAAACUUUUGGGACAACCUAAUACAAGACAAUUAACCAAAUAUUUAAAUUAAUUCUUAAAAUAAUUACAUUCAAAGUGUUGCAUUAGAAAAUACUAUUUUAAAUGCUUGUUACUACAGUAGUUCAUUAUGGCACCGCUAGAUAGUACUAUAAAGUGUCACGGUUAAUUGGCCGGUAAUUUAGCAGCUGUAAGUUGGUGAAACAAGUAGAAUAUACAUUUUACCGGUAAAAUCGAAUCGCUACCUAUAGGCAGACGCGUAUCGUGUCGAUGUCAUUAGGUGUGUUUUUUGUAAUGGCCAAGCGUACCUUCAAUUAUUUGCGCGACCGCUAUCAGAGGGGAGAGAGAGAGGACAAAUCAAAGGAAGAAUGGGGAAAGAGAAAAAGAAGAGGAUAGGUGUAUCGAGAGCUCGCGCGGUAAUCCAGCAGAAAGCAGCACGGUUGAAACGGAAGAUUUGCAAACAAUAGGUCCGAAGCGGGGUGGAUUCUUUAGAUGGCGGCUUGAUACGCAUCGCAUUUACAUAUUAUUGCUAUUAUUAGGUAAACGGUCCUUCGAGCGCCUCUUUAACACUACGCGCUCGCCCUUCUAGAUAUUUUACGAGCGACCGCGAGAGGCCCCCACCGAUAAAAGCCGAGGUUGCAACAGCGCCGUCUAUCGGUAGACAAAAAUUGAACCACCACCCGGACCGAGUAGGUGGCUGGAAUUGUAAAUAAUCCCUCGAAUCGCUGGAAAAAGAUACUUAUCGGGUUUACGCUCGGUAACAUUCUAUCCCCGUCGACUGCCUCUUCGCUUUUUGCACCGCGCGGUCCGCUCGUCAAACGCCAAAAAUACCUUCAAUCGCCCACUCGGUAUUUUAACACUUUACCGACCGGUAGCCUAUUAAUAGGCUCUUUGUUGCCGACGCUUACCGACCGACACUUGUGAAUCGGUUUUUAUGGUAAUCGAUGCUUUGUUAAAAUGACAUUACAUUCAAUUACGAAUAUAAGAAUUAAGUAAAGUGUUAAGAAAACAAUAUCCGUUGACUUCGGUAUAUGACCGAAUUUCGGUAUAUCAAAGUAAAGUUUAUCACGAUCACGCGAUACCUAUUCGUUUUGUCUAUUUCUAGCCUUCCUAUUUUACAAAUAUCUGUCCUUCGUUUUAAAAAUCGAACAAAUCUCCGUUUCGAUUUAAAAAUCUGUUGGCGGCGGUUAGAUCGCGUAAGAUCGACUUUUUAAAGCUGGCAACGCUGGAUACGCGGGGCAUCAGAGCUCUCUAGACCGCGUGACGCCGGGGUCGAAAUUAAAGAUGCGGCUUCGGAAGGUACGGGGCCCCCGACGAAGUCGAGGAAGGCAAAAAGAAGGAAGGCGAAGAAGGGAUCGGAAUCGCUCGAUAAAACAGGGCGACGUUGGAACCACCGAUGGGCCCGGAACGAUUCGAAGGGGAGAAACAUUGGGCCCGGGGUGGAAGGGGGAGGAACCGAGUACGUACACACAAUGGGGUCCAAGAAGAGAAGCCGAGAGCAAAAGCGGUGAAUUAAUUGUCGCUCGCGCCGCCGACGAAGCCGCUACGAUCCGCAAGCCUGAUUUGUGAGCCGCACGCGUGUAUAUCGUAUGUGUAUCUCCCCCCUGUUCGAACUCCUCCCCCUUUCUCCUUCCCCUUCUCUUUCGUUUUCUCCUUAGCUCUCUCCCACUCUUCCCUUAUCCCUAUUUCUUUCGUUCCCCUCUCGCUCUGCCGUCUUCGACGGCAACAAGGAGACCCGUGUAGAAGACCGCGACGAUGGUGAUGGAGACUGACAAUGGAAACAAGCACAAAGAACGACAGAGUAAACAACCACACCACCACCACCCCACCCCCCACCUCCCACCACCCGCCGGAGAAAGAGUGAUACAGGGUGGGGGGGUGGGGGGGGGGGGGGUAAACAGGAAACAAAAGUGCGGAUGGCGAGCAGAAAAACGAGGAAAAAGUAUAUAAAUCGUGGAAGAGAAAGAAUCGUCAGCAUCCAUCGAAGGGAGAAAGAGCGAAGUACCAGAAACUGAAAGAUGCUACGAAAAAUGCACCGACCGCGAGU